Messenger RNA from Anopheles nili, 736 nucleotides. RefSeq lists its product as uncharacterized. Bases 93 to 284 code for a protein of 63 amino acids. Lineage: Eukaryota; Metazoa; Arthropoda; Insecta; Diptera; Culicidae. The transcript has 2 exons. The record is from RefSeq and is a predicted model, not a curated record.
CUCACCGAACAGUAGACAGUUCUUCUGCGCGGAUUCGUCCAAUUUUUGGAAAGUGUCUAGCUAACUGCACAAAGCAAAAUCCCAUCGCCAAAAUGAAAUUCUUGCUCAUGACCAUCUGCCUGUUCGUGCUGGCCUUCGCCCUGGUGGCAGCCAUCCCUGCCGUGCACGACGAAGGUCUCUUCGGUGCUGAUGGAGCUGCGGAUGAAACCCUGAACCCUCAGGAUCCGCAGGCCUUCCUGCUGAAGAAGCUGCUGCUCAAGAAGAAAUUGCUCCUGCUCGGUUAAGAACGAUCACAACGGCCCAGUGCUUUUUUUCCCCAAUCGCCUCCCAGUCUUUCUAACGAUAAGAAAUCGGAAACCAAUGCCCCACUGAAGGAGCUGUUUAGGAAUCCUUCGUGGAAAACACACACCGCCUGUCUUUCCCUUGCCUUAAAAACACCUGUUUGCCCAAAUCAACUCCCCACCCACCCACCCUGCUCGUCGGAAACGACCCAAAACCGGCUCGAAAAUCGCGCGCUUUACUCGGUGUGGCUGCGAAAAAGCCCCAAACGAAACUGCCGAAUCAGUCACAAAUGGCAACGCGGAUCGAACGGGAACAGGAAAAACGAUGCGAGCGUUUAUUAUUAAGGUGCAAUACGUAGGAUCUACGCUACUACUAUUAUUAGCAAGAGGAGUAAUUUUAUUAAAAAAAAAAAAGGAAGACUUUUUACUGCACAGCCGCUCUUUGCGGUGUUUCG